Molecule: messenger RNA, 873 nt
Organism: Microsporum canis CBS 113480
Lineage: Eukaryota; Fungi; Ascomycota; Eurotiomycetes; Onygenales; Arthrodermataceae
Product: alcohol dehydrogenase zinc-binding domain-containing protein
Exons: 2
Coding region: 1-873 (290 amino acids)
Cellular component (GO): mitochondrion
Molecular function (GO): oxidoreductase activity
Source: RefSeq, a predicted model, not a curated record
AUGGCUUCAGCAGCAUCUAUACCCCCAACUGGACAACUGAUCUGGCACACGUACGUCACUUUUAAGAAGGAGGAAACGGUUCCGGGACCAGACGUUGCAGGAACAGUGGUGUUGGCGCCUCCUUCCUCACCUUUUCAGCCAGGCGACCAAGUUUACGCUCGCAUCCCAUAUUCUCGCCCCGGAGCUGCCAGAGACCACACUAUCGUGCUUACCGGCGAGUUGGCGCGUAAACCGAAGAAUUUGAGUUGGGAGGAAGCUGCAGCGGUGCCCCUGUCAGCACUCACAGCCUGGCAAGCACUCUUCGACCAGUCUGGCUUGUGGAGUGGACCGGAGGACGACAGAGCUAAGGGAAAGAGGAUUGCUGUUACUGCAGCAUCGGGAGCUGUGGGUAUGUGGAUUCUGCAGAUUGCAAAGAUAGCUGGGUUCGAGGCGGUUAUUGGGACGUGUGGAGACGGGAACGAGGAGUUUGUGCUAUCAAAGGGGGCGACCGAGGCAGUCAACUACAAGAAAACCUCAUUGACUGAGUGGGCGGCAGAGAAGGAAGGGAGGAAGGUGGAUUUGGUGAUUGACUGUUUUGGAGGGAAGAGUUUGGUGGAUGCUUGGGGUUGUGUGAAAGAUGGAGGUGUGCUGAUUAGCAUGGUUGGAUCACCAGAGGAGGCUAAGCCAGCGGGGAUGGAGGUGAAGGACGUGAAGAGCCACUUCUUCAUCAUGGAGCCCAGGGGAGAUCAAUUGCAGAAGAUUACAGGCUUGGUGGAACAGGAAAAGUGUACUCCACUGCUGGACAGCGUUUACCCAUUGGAAAAGUUUCAAGAGGCUACCGACAAGGUGGAGAGCAGACGUGCAAGGGGGAAGGUGGUGCUGAAGGUGUUGUGA